UUGUUUCAGAAGGGUGGGUUGGUGAAACAACCACUACUAAUGUAAGCACUAGCGGCAUGCGUUAGGGAUAUUGAUAGACCGUAUGGUUAUUGUUUUUAUGCUUUGGACUACUAAGAGGAGGUUUGAUACGUGUUGUCUUCUUUUUCGGUAUCCACUUGUUUGGCUAACGAGUUCCGCCCCUUUUGGGUGCUUUUGUUUAAUUUGUUGUAGUUUUUCUUGUGGAAUACCGCGAGACAACUGUAAUCUCCAGUUUCCUUCGUAACAUGUCUGCAAAAGAGGACAGAGCAAUGGAGAUAUUGAAAGGUUUUAAACUAAACUGGAUGAACCUUCGGGAUGCAGAGACAGGGAAGGUACUUUGGCAGGGCACUGAAGAUCUCUCUCUACCUGGUGUGGAGCAUGAAGCUAGAGUCCCAAAGAAGAUUUUGAAGUGCAAGGCUGUUUCUAGGGAAUUGAACUUCUCCUCGGCAGAACAAAUGGAAAAAUUCCGUCUUGAGCAGAAAGUGUAUUUCAAAGGGCAAUGUUUGGAAGAAUGGUUCUUUGAAUUUGGAUUUGUGAUCCCAAAUUCUACAAACACGUGGCAAUCCUUAAUAGAAGCAGCACCUGAAUCACAGAUGAUGCCAGCUAGCGCUUUAACGUAUCUUUUGGAGUGGAAUGAAGGCGGGAACCACCAUUCAAAACUACACAAAAACAAAGAGAUUUGGCCCUUCAAGUUGGUUACCCAUCAGAAGUCAGAAACCCAGUCAUACAAGUCCUGAUACGUAAAAGAAUAAACUUCAGCUUAGACAAAAAAAAAAGAAUGUAAAAACUCACACUUACAUCUUUACUCCAUGUUUUGUUUCAGGUCAGAAUCAGGAGCCAGUCUCUCAUAGUUGUCUGUAUUACAAAAGAUGUUUGGUAGACAUUCCAUGGCUGCCAGUAUAUAGUUUACCUUGUUUGUGUUUCUGAGUCACCAGACAAACUGUUACCACAUUUAUUGAUUGCUUAGAUAAAUUGUACACCAUGUAUUCUGCUUUAUACCCUUGAAUCAUCUGCUUUGUGAUACACUAGUGACUGAACCUGUAUAUGUUGUCAAAAGUGUUCAGUGAUGCAUGCAAACCGUGGGGUUGGUAUAUGGAUUUUACAAUGUUUCAUUAAAGUUAGUUGCUGUUAAAAAUGUGUACUGUAGGAUCUCACAACAUCAGUCUAACCGCAGAAACUAAACACUCUUGUUUUUAAAACUUCCUAUAAGCAAUGUUGGACUGGUAAGCCCCUCCCACAUGCCUUUGUAAUGCAUCAACACUGAUCUGUCAUGCCUUAUAAGUGUCAGGUGAUGUAAGGGGUAUCAUGUGCUAAGUUGUUCAAAAACAAAAAAACAAAACAAACAAAUAAAAUAAAAUAUUUGAAAGAGGGAGCUUUAGAACAGGGAAAGUGUAAAUUACAUAGGAAUAAAUGGAAACGCUGGGAACAAUGCAUGCAGAAUAAUAAUCAGGAAGAGGAGGCAUGAGGUUUAGGGAAGGCAGGAAUUCAGCAAUUUAUAUAAUGUUGAGCUGAUGAUAAUU
Protopterus annectens (West African lungfish) is the source of this 1538-nucleotide messenger RNA. RefSeq names its product phosphodiesterase 6D (gene PDE6D). Gene Ontology annotation, biological process: sensory perception of light stimulus. NCBI's taxonomy places the organism in Eukaryota, Metazoa, Chordata, Ceratodontiformes, Protopteridae. The record is from RefSeq and is a predicted model, not a curated record. Gene Ontology annotation, cellular component: cytoplasm. The coding region runs from base 264 to 755 and encodes 163 amino acids. The transcript has 5 exons.